This is a messenger RNA of Alosa sapidissima (American shad), 1039 nucleotides long. It is a transcript of the gene fam177a1a, whose product is annotated as family with sequence similarity 177 member A1. The transcript is spliced from 5 exons. The record is from RefSeq and is a predicted model, not a curated record. The coding region runs from base 392 to 1000 and encodes 202 amino acids. Lineage: Eukaryota; Metazoa; Chordata; Actinopteri; Clupeiformes; Clupeidae.
UGCCGACUGUAUGUAUAGACCUACUUACUAUUAAAUGUAAGGCUCUAAUGACAAGUGUGCAAUCUUACAAACAAUCAUAUGUACUGUACCUCCUAAGUACUUGUUAUUCACUCCCAUGUAGCUAGUGAUAUAUUGUUCAUCGUAUAAUGCAGGUUUCACUGUUCUUAGGUCAAUACUCAGCUGGCUGACUAUAGUCAUUCAAAUUGCAAUCAAAUAACAUUUUGUUAACCAUUAAAUUAGUGUACUGGUGCAAAUCUGAACCAGAGCGACUUUUAAACGACAUCAUCUGCCACAGACGUCACUUCCAACACAGCCUGGCUUGCACCUCCCCCGGCUUUCUGAAGUUAGCAAACCUAGCUAACCAGUGGUGGUGGUGGACGAGGAAGUGGAGAUGGCCGAAUUGUCACUUUAUCUCACAAACGUUAACAUAUCUGUGGGGCAAACUAUGGAUAAAGAGAAGACUGCCAGCUUGGGGAAGGAUUUUGAGAAUGUAGAGCUUGGUGAUUUGGGCCUGAAAAAGCAAAAGGUUCCCCGAAGAACCAUAUACUUUGCCAGUGGGGAGACUAUGGAGGAAUACAGUACAGAUGAAGAGGAGGAAGAGCCUGAGAAGAAGGAAGCAUUGACCACAGUUGAUCCCUCAACACUCACAUGGGGCCCAUAUGUGUGGUUCCAAAUGUGGAGAAUGGCUACCUCAACCGUUUCAGUGUGUGAUUAUCUUGGCGAGAGACUGGCUGGACUCUUGGGUAUAACAUCACCGAAGUAUCAGUAUGCCAUUGACGAGUACUACAGAAUGAGAAAGGAGGAUGAGGAGGAAGAAGAAGAGAACCGCCUUGCUGAGGAGGCAGAGAGGAACUUUAACAAGGGGAGCCAAGAGGGUCAGCCGCCCAGGGUGGAACAGCCGGAGACAAACCCCUCGUUUGUGAACGUCACGUUUGAGCUGGAGCCAGAGCCUCAUUCAGCACCUGAUGCUGUACAUGUCCCUGCCCCUCUCCCCUCUUAAAGUCUACUAUUAAACAGAUGUCAGUCUUUUAGUUACCAA